AUGGCAAAUAUACAUAGAUUAGGUGAUAAUAAUGAUUAGUAAAAUAAUUAUCAGAACUUUAGGGGUGCUGGAGGUUCAUAGAUCAUGUCAAUGUUUGGUAAUUAAGUUGAUAAUAGAGAUUAGGAGGAAUUGAUUCAGAUCCAAGAGGUGAGAAUUUUUUUGACAUGCUUAAAAAAUCAUUCUGUCCAAAACUUAAACUAAUUUCUUUUGCAACAAUAAUUUCAGCAGUGAUAAUAGUUCUUUAUAUUACAAUGUUAGGAGUAGGGGGAGUGAAUAAAAGUGAUCGAUUUUUAUCUGUAUAUAAAACAACAUUGAAUAAUUUUGGAGGAAAUAAUCCAAAUGAUGUGAAAUAUAAUUUUGAAAUAUUCAGAUGGGUGACUUCAUUGCUUUUGAUAGGAGACUUCUACAAUUUGGUGAUAGCAAUAUUUAUGAUAUUUAUAUGCUAUUCACUUUUAGAAGCUACACAAGGAUUAUAAUUAACAAUAAUAUUAUUUUUUGGAGGAGGAGCAAGUGGUGCCCUAUUUGGAGACUUAUGUAAUUUAUGCAAAUAAGAUACUUAUUCAGAAGCAUUUGCAUGUAUUUAUGCUUGUGUAGGAUUUUUAAUAGGGGUAGAUAAUUUAUCAAAAUUUAAUAGUAUAUAAUUCUAUAUUGGCAGAAAUUAGAUGCAUUAGGAGAUAUGAA
Messenger RNA from Paramecium sonneborni, 681 nucleotides. The record is from the annotation of a GenBank genome assembly. Lineage: Eukaryota; Ciliophora; Oligohymenophorea; Peniculida; Parameciidae.